AUGGCUAGCUAUUGCAUUUUGUAUUUGUUUUUUCUUUUAAUUUCAUUUAAUGAGUACUUUUUUAAUAAAGGGAAAAUAACACACAGCCCUAUUAAUGUAUACUAUAAAAAUUAUUCUGAGCAUUUACCAAAUGAUCAAAGAGAUAAACUAAUGGAUAUACUUUUACACAGUCCAGAGAAUGACACAAAUUUUGAUAUGUUCAAUUCUAUCGAUGUAAAAAAAAUUGAGGAAAAUGGAAAGGGACUAGAUAUGCUAUUGAAAAAGCAGGAAGAGCUAUCAAAUAAAAUAAGAAAGGAGUUAAAGGGAUAUAAUAAAAGAAGUGAAAAGAUGUCUAUAAAAUAUAACCAUGAUGCCAAAAAAAUAAAUUCGGAUACAGAGAAAAAUAUGGAAAAGGAAGAAAAUGUAUUUGAUGUCGAUACCAAAAUCGAUGUAUCACCUAAUACACUGAGCGAGCCAAUAGUUGUUAUUAAAGUACCAUGGAUAAAUCUAUAUGAUCAAAUUGAAAUGGAUCAUGAAAUAGGAAAAUUAAUAGAUUUAGAUAAUGAAGAGUUAUUCUAUUAA
Molecule: messenger RNA, 561 nt
Organism: Plasmodium vinckei vinckei
Lineage: Eukaryota; Apicomplexa; Aconoidasida; Haemosporida; Plasmodiidae
Product: conserved Plasmodium protein, unknown function
Exons: 4
Coding region: 1-561 (186 amino acids)
Source: RefSeq, a predicted model, not a curated record